This is a messenger RNA of Penicillium riverlandense, 1134 nucleotides long. Its product is annotated as glycosyltransferase family 15 protein. Gene Ontology annotation, cellular component: Golgi apparatus; membrane. The transcript is spliced from 3 exons. Bases 1 to 1134 code for a protein of 377 amino acids. Gene Ontology annotation, molecular function: alpha-1,2-mannosyltransferase activity. Lineage: Eukaryota; Fungi; Ascomycota; Eurotiomycetes; Eurotiales; Aspergillaceae. Gene Ontology annotation, biological process: protein N-linked glycosylation; cell wall mannoprotein biosynthetic process; protein O-linked glycosylation. The record is from RefSeq and is a predicted model, not a curated record.
AUGUCCGGUUCCACUCGAUAUGUGCGGUACCUGCUGUUCGCUGCCGUGGGAUUGGCCGUCUUCUUCUUCGUCUCGAGAUCCUCCAUCCCUAUCCCCAAUACUUCCGCGCUACCCAAGCUGAGCCGCCCCGCCCAACACGACACAGCUCCGGCGCCCUCGCAGCAACAACCUGCCAAGCCAGACUACGGGCCGAUCAGCGCUGGCGCACCGUCGGCCGCCCGCGUGAAUGCGACCUUUGUGACCCUGGCUCGCAACGGCGAUCUGUGGGAUCUCAUCAGUUCCAUUCGCUCGGUGGAAGACCGUUUCAACCGCAACUACCACUACGACUGGGUGUUCUUAAACGACGUGGACUUUGACGACGAGUUCAAGAAGCUCACCACCGCGCUGGUGUCCGGCACGACCCACUAUGGCAAGAUCCCGAAGGAACACUGGUCGUAUCCAGAUUUCAUCGACCAGAAAAAGGCCCAGGAGGCACGCGAGGAGAUGGGCCGCAAGAAGAUCAUCUACGGCGACUCGGAGAGCUAUCGCCACAUGUGCCGCUAUGAAUCGGGGUUCUUCUUCCGUCACGAGUUGAUGCAGCAGUAUGAACUCUACUGGCGUGUCGAGCCCAGCAUCGAGCUCUUCUGUGAUCUCCCCUUUGAUCCCUUCCGCUUUAUGAAGGAGAACGACAAGAAGUACAGCUUCGUCAUCAGUCUGCAGGAGUACAUGGAGACCAUCCCCACACUGUGGGAUAGUGUCAAGAAGUUUAUGACGGAGCAUCCGGAACACCUUGCGGAAGGAAACGCGCUGGAAUUUGUGAGCGACGAUGGCGGCGCCACCUUCAACAAGUGCCACUUCUGGUCCAACUUUGAAAUCGGCAACCUGGAAUGGUUGCGAGGCAAGGAGUACAUGGACUUUUUCGAGUCGCUGGAUCACGACGGCGGCUUUUUCUACGAGCGUUGGGGCGAUGCACCCGUCCACUCCAUUGCCGCCAGCCUGCUCCUCAAGAAGGAGCAAAUCCAUUUCUUCGACGAGAUCGCCUACUACCACGUCCCCUUCACACAUUGCCCAACUAGCGAGUCAAUGAGACUGGAUUUGAGAUGCACAUGUAAACCAAACGACAACUUUGACUGGAGAGGAUAUUCCUGUGGGUGA